CGGCUGGAGACCCUAGCCUCCAGCUCCACUACCACCUCCACCCCUGGCCGCCGGUCCUACUUUGGCUUUGAUGGUGCUCGGGGAAGAAGAGUUGACUGGAGUUUCACCUGUGGUGUGUUCAAAGUUAACCGAGGCCCCAGGGUCCCUGAGAAGCCCUGGGUCCCAGACACAAAUCUUCCUGGAAUCUCCCCCCCAGUUGUGAAGGAGAAACGGAAGAAGAAGAAGGUGCCGGAGAUCCUGGGCCCCAGGGGCAAACAAAAAUCCUCCAAGCCCGUCAAGGAGCCAGGAGUGCAGUCUGCUCAGGAGCAGAAGCCAGAAAUUUCUCAGGACUCCAAGGAGCAGGUCACAAAGACACCAUCUCUGCCUCAGCAGCCAUCCCCAGAGCAAAAGCUGGACCUGCAGCCAGAACCCACGGUCAACUUCCUGUUUACACUCCUGAACACGGAGGAGCCCCCGGAGCCCAAAGACUCUGAAAGGUACUGGGAGAUUCAGGAGCACCAGCUCCUGGGGAAGGACGACUGGGGCCCCCAGCGCACCGUGAAGGAGUUCAGAGACCUGCGGGAUGACUGCGUGAGGCUUCAGAAGUUGCUAAGCAUUAACCUAGCAGACAACCUGGCUCUGGGGCUGAAGCUACAAGACCUGUCCAGCUCAUUCUAUAAGUGUCUGAAGGACAAAGUGAAGGCUGUCCAGGAACAAGUGAAGGUUGUCCAGGAGGAAGUGAGGACAGUCCAGGAGGAAGUGAAGGUCAUCCAGGAGGAAGUGAAGCUCUUCCAGGAGGAAAUGAGUGCUGUUGGGGAGGAAGUGGAGGUCGACCAGGAGGACUCAAAGGCCUUCGAGGAGGAAAAGAAGGUCAUCCAGGAGGAAGUGAGGGGUGUCCAGGAGGAAGUGAGGGGUGUCCAGGAGGAAGUGAGGGGUGUCCAGGAGGAAGUGAGGGGUGUCCAGGAGGAAGUGAGGGAUGUCCAGGAGGAAGUGAGGGGUGCCCAGGAGGAAGUGAGGGGUGUCCAGGAGGAAGUGAGGGGUGUCCAGGAAGAAGUGAGGGAUGUCCAGGAGGAAGUGAGGGGUGCCCAGGAGGAAGUGAGGGAUGUCCAAGAGAAAGUGAGGGGUGCCCAGAAGGAAGUGAGAGGUGUCCAGAAGGAAGUGAGGGGUGUCCAGGAGGAAGUGAGGGGUGUCCAGGAAGAAGUGAGGGAUGUCCAGGAGGAAGUGAGGGGUGUCAAGGAAGAAGUGAGGGAUGUCCAAGAAAAAGUGAGGGGUGCCCAGAAGGAAGUGAGAGGUGUCCAGAAGGAAGUGAGGGGUGUCCAGGAGGAAGUGAGGG
Messenger RNA from Talpa occidentalis (Iberian mole), 1312 nucleotides. RefSeq lists its product as uncharacterized. The record is from RefSeq and is a predicted model, not a curated record. The transcript has 6 exons. The annotation marks the transcript as partial. NCBI's taxonomy places the organism in Eukaryota, Metazoa, Chordata, Mammalia, Eulipotyphla, Talpidae.